GGAUCAGCAAGAUGGAUUCUGAGGAUGAAGAUGGUGGCCAUGAAUUCUCAUUGACUGGAUUCAUGUUUGGUAACAUUGAUAAGAGUGGACAAUUAGAAGAUGAUGUCUUUGAUGAGGAUGCCAAGUGUCACCUUUCAGGUCUCGGAACCCUGAGUGGUCUGGAAUCUAUGUUUAAAGAGCUGACUGGAGAACAGAGGAAGGAUGAUGAUAAGGAGGAUGACGAGGAGGAGGAUUACGAUGAUGAUGAUGAAUCAGGUUCUGAUCAAGACUCUAGCAGUGAGAAAGAGAAAGCAGUUGAAGCUGUGGAUUACUCCGACAUUACAGAGAUGGCCGAAGAAGAACAGGUCUAUAUAGAUACAAUGGCUUCUAUGUCUACACAAAAUAAAGAUGACGAUGAUGACUAUGAUGCUGAUGAUGAUGAUGGUGAAAGCAAGAAUAAAGAUGAUUCUAUCUUGAUGCCUCCUCCCCCUAUACCACCUCCAGUAACCAGACUGAUGCAUACCUCUCCAGCCUCAUCUCAAGACAAUGAUAACAGAAGUGAUAAGAGAGAAGAGGCAGAGACUGGUGAAGAUAAAGAAAAACAGGAUGAAUCAGAAAAGGAAGGCAAGAAAAAGACAGAUGAAAAAGAAGGAGAGAAUAAAGAAGAAGGAAAGAUAGAAGCACCUCUGAAGCACUUGUAUGACACGGCUAGCGAGAAGUUCAAAGAUAAAACAGUAACAGAUCUCUUCCCAGAAUUCAGGCCUGGUCAGGUCUUGAGAUUCUACCGGCUAUUUGGGCUCCCUCAACAAAACCUCCUGCCACAGCUGUGGAGGGGUAUGAAGAAGAAAAAGAAGAAGAGACACCCAUCUGGUUCUGAUGCCAUCCCAAAGGACUCUCCUCCAUCCAGUCCUCCAAGGAAGACUAUUGAUGGAUGGGAUUAUCGCUAUGCUCCCUUUCCUCCUCCUGAGGACUGCAUGCCUGACGAUGCGGAGUUAAUCAUGGCUGCUAUGGAAGCGGAUGAUCGUAAUGCUAAUUCUGAUAAAGAUAAGAACAAAGAUGCUCUACCUGAGAUAGCAGAAUGGCGGUAUGGACCGGCUCAGUAUUGGUAUGAUAUGCUAGAUGUACCUGAUAAUGGAGAAGGAUUUGACUAUGGAUUCAAACUCAAAUCCACAUCAGAAACCAAGGUAAAGGAAGAGAGCAAGGAAAUCAAGAAAGAAUCCGACGACACCCCAACAGCACCCUCUAUAUCAGCCGAGGAGCUUCUUUCUCACCUCCCUCCAAUCCCACAAGCCUCUGAUGAAUGUUUUGACAUGGUGACCCAACUACCUUGGGAGAAUGAUGUCAUAUGGGAUGCUGAAGAUGUCAAAGAUAAGGUCCUCAGUUCAACUGCAGCAAGUAAUGCAGGAUGGGUACCGACAUUGUCCAAUAGGACUGCUCUUGCUUACUACACUCAACAGGGUCAGAAGAUUGUUGACUACCUUGGUCCUAACUACAAUGAGAGAACAGCAAUGAAAGUAGUUGGUCCUAUGUUGAGUGAUUUGACUAAUAGUAAACUAGCUAAGACAGUCUCGACUCCAAACAGACAAUCACAGAACCCAGCUCAAGAGAAAUCAGAUUGUAUGUGGUACUCCAUCUUCCCUGCUGAUAAUGAAGAGCUCGUCUACCAUCGUUGGGAGGAUGAUAUCAUCUGGGACCAUGAGGCAAUGGAUAAGAUACCAACCCCGCCUGUCCUUCGACUAGAUCCCAAUGAUGAGAACAUCAUACUGAGGAUACCGGAUGAUAUUGACCCUGAUAAGUUGGCUGCCAGUGGAAAGGAGAAGAAAGAACCUCGGAAAUCAAAGAUUGUGAUGGAGAAGAGUGGGAUGACGAGAUCGGAUGAUCAGGACGAAGAUUUCAAUGACCAGCAGGAGAAUAAGAAUCCCUUCAACAUCUCUAACGAUGAGAACUACUAUCCUAAGAACUUGGGUGAAGGCAAACUAAGACCAAACAUGUCAUCUGAUUUACAGCACUCCACCGCUUCAGUAGAGCUUCGUCAGCCGUACUUCCCAACCCACAUGGGUCCCAUCAAACUCCGUGGUUGGCAUCGUCCUCACAUCAAGAAAUAUAACUUUGGUGCUGUCUCUGCUCAAGGACCUCAUGGAGUAUUCCCUCUCGUUAGGAGGAUCAAACAGAAAGCAAGGCAAAGAGAACAAGAGAGACAAGCCUCAGGAGGAGGUGAGAUGUUCUUUAUGAGAACAGUAGAAGAUCUAACUGGUAUGGAUGGUCAUCUUAUUAUGACUGAAUACUGUGAAGAAUACCCACCACAGAUGAUGCAGGUUGGCAUGGCAACACGCAUCACUAACUACUACAAGAGGAAACCAAGCUCAGAUGCCAAACCACCAUUGUAUGAAUACGGUGAGACGGUCAACGUCCACAGCUCACCGUUCCUUGGUUCAUUGAGACCUGGUCAGUCUCUUCAAGCAUUUGAGAACAAUCUUUUCAGAGCUCCACUCUACAAACACAAGGUCCCAGCUACAGACUUCCUUCUCAUCAGAACAAGACACAGGUAUCACAUCCGUGCAUUGAAUGAUAUCUUCACUGUUGGACAGCAAUAUCCUCUUUUAGAAGUUCCUGGUCCAAACUCAAAGAAAUCUAAUAAUCAUAUCAGGGAUUUCUUACAGGUAUUCAUCUACCGGCUGUUUUUGAAGAGCAUUGAUCGUCCUCGAAGGAUCAAGAUGGAAGACAUCAAGAAAGCAUUCCCAACUCACUCUGAAAGCAGUAUCAGGAAAAGACUCAAACUAUGUGCUGAUUUCAAGAGAACUGGUUUGGACUCUAACUGGUGGGUGAUGAAACCAGAUUUCCGUCUUCCAUCAGAAGAGGAGAUCCGUGCCAUGGUAUCACCUGAGCAAUGCUGUGCCUAUUACAGCAUGCAGGCUGCAGAACAGAGACUCAAGGAUGCUGGCUAUGGAGAAAAAUCAUUCUUUGCUCCUGACAAUGAUGAUGAAGAUGAUAACCAAAAGAUAGAUGAUGAGGUCAAAACAGCUCCAUGGAAUACAACUCGUGCUUUCAUUGCUGCAAUGAAAGGCAAGUGUCUGCUGGCAGUGACUGGUGUGGCUGAUCCAACGGGAUGUGGAGAGGGAUUCUCUUACAUCAAGGUUCCUAACAAACCUACGCAACAGAAGGGUGAUCUCCCUGAGAGCCUUAUGCAAGAUGAGAUUGAGAAACCAACUCAACCCAAGAAGACAGUGACAGGAACAGAUGCUGAUCUCAGAAGGCUCAACUUGAAGCAAGCCAAACAGUUACUCAGGAACUUUGGUAUUGCUGAAGAAGAUAUCAAGAAGUUAUCUCGUUGGGAAGUGAUUGAUGUCGUCAGGACCUACUCUACUCAACAAGCCAGGACGGGGGAUAGCACCACAUCUAAGUUUGCUAGAGGAAAUAGGUUUGGAAUCGCUGAGCAUCAUGAACGCUACAAGGAGGAAUGCCAACGUAUCUUUGAUCUGCAGAGCAAAGUAUUAUCCAACACUGAGGUAUCAACAGAUGAGGAGAGUAGUUCAGGAGAAGGAGAAGAUAGUGAUUUUGAAGAGAUGGGAAAGAAUAUUGAGGUCAUGUUAUCUAGCAAGAAAACAAGCUCACAGUUAUCCCAUGAGCGUGAGGAAGCUGAGAGAUUAGAGCUUCAACGUAUGAUAAUGGGUGAGGAUUCUAACAGUGGUCUACCUAAGGGUGGUAAGGAUGGGUCUGGACCUUCUACCUCUAAAGGAAGUAGGACCAAUACACCUGUACCAGGCAAGGAUGAUGAUACAGGAUCAGUACAUAGCUUUGCUUCCUCUCUGUCUGGACGUAGAUUAAAGAUUCAUAGAACGUUUAAAGGAGAGGAUGGUAAGGAGUAUGUGAGAGUAGAGACAGUCAGAAGACAAGAGGUGAUUGAUACAUAUGUCCGUAUUAGACAGACAAAAGAUGAAUCAUACAUUCGUCAGUUUGCCUUACAUGAUGAGCGUCAUAGAGAAGAGAUGAAGAAGGAGAGAAGAAGAAUCCAAGAACAGCUCAGAAGGAUUAAAAGAAACCAGGAGAAGAUGGAGAAAGAGAAGGUUAAUCCUAAACCAAAGGCAAUCAAGAAACCAAAGAAAAAGAAGGAAAAACCUGACCUGAAGAUGAAGUGUGGAGCAUGUGGUCUUAUAGGUCAUAUGAGAACCAACAAGGAUUGUCCAAGAUACAAGAAAGAAGACUCAGAGAAACCAGCUCCUAUUACCGUUGCUAUGACGCAGGAACAGGAACAUGAAGAAGAGAAACAGCUUGGUGAUGAUGAACUGGUCAAAACGGAAGGAACAAAGAUUCUUUUAGACAGGAGAGUCAUUGCCCAUGCUGAUAAGAUCAGAAGGCAGUCAUUGGUUCUCAGGUUUCCUAAGGAGAAUAUCAAACAGACAAAGAAAAGGAGAGUCAACCCUGAACCACAUUGUGAUUACCUCAAGAGACCCAAGCAAUCAAAGAACAGGCGUAGAGCUGAUCCUCAGGUCAUCAUGAGUGGUAUCUUAGAGGAGAUCCUGAAUGCAAUCAGGGAAUUACCCUAUACUCAACCAUUUCAUACGGCUGUUGAAAAGAGGAAGUUUCCUGAUUACUACAAGAUUGUCAGCAAACCUAUAGCACUCCAAACUAUCAGAGAUAAUGUUCGCAAGCACCGGUAUGCCUCAAGGGAUCAGUUUGAAUCAGACAUUAAUCAGAUUGUUGAUAACAGUAUCCUUUACAACGGAGAGAUGAGUCCUCUUACUAUGGUCGCUAAGAACAUGCUUCUUAUGGCACAGAAGAAGAUGCAAGAGAAAACUGACAAGCUCUCUCGGUUAGAGAUGGCCAUCAAUCCCCUUCUAGGUGACGAUGAUCAGCUUGCUUUCUCAUUCAUCCUUGAUAACAUUCUAACAGCUCUCAAACAUGUACCAGAGUCCUGGCCUUUCCACAAUCCUGUGAAUCCUAAGAAGGUCAGAGAUUAUUACAAGAUCAUCAAACAUCCCAUGGAUCUUGAAACUAUCAGAAAGAACAUCGCUAAGCAUUACUAUCAUUCAUCAGAGGAAUUCCUCAAACAUGUAGAGCGUAUCCGUGACAACUGCAUCCAGUACAAUGGCAAGGAGAGUCAGUUGACAUCAGUGUCAGAAAAAGUCUUGGAGACGUGUAAGAGUAAACUUCUAGAGAAUGAAGAACAUAUCUCACAACUAGAGAGAGACAUAGCACUCGCCCAGGAAGCUGUUCUUAAGGGAGCUGAGACAGAGAGUCUAGGAGCUGCUCCUCAUACACCAAUGAGUGGUGUCAAUGAUGAUAGUAUGCAAGGAUAUGAGGAUAGUCUGGCUAGUGGUGACAGAGAUGGUAUGGGAGACUUGGAAGGAGACUACAUUGAUAUUGAAGGAGAAGAUAGUCGAACCAUGGAAGGUUUCCAUGAUGAGAGCAGUGUCCUGGUCAACGAUCUCCAACUUACACCAGAUAACAGCGAAGAUGAUGAGGAUGACUUCGAGUUUGAUGACGAUGAGAGCAAACAGGCUCCAUCCCACAAGCUGAGUGAUGAGGAACACGAUGAGGAAGAUGAGGAUAUGGGAGCAUCGACAUCGAUGUCGGCCUCAAUGAUGAUUGGAGGAAUGUUCGGUGACGAGGCUCGUGCUGCAAUGUUUCAGGAUGAUGAUGAUUCUAGGAGUUCAGUUUGGAUGGAAGAGGAAUCAAUGGAUGUCAGAGAUAAUAGACUCUCACUUUCACAAUCAUUGGGACUAAUGAAGUCAGAUAUAGGGGAUGAAGAUGAGGAGGAAGAGGAGGACGAUGUCAGGGAACAAAGUAUAGAUGAUGUUAAAGAAGAUGGAGAUAGUGAGGAUAAUAAUGAGGAUGAUGAGGAUGAAGAUGAUGAUGACAUGGUAGAUCUUGAAGAAGAGACAUGAAAAUAUGAUCCACUGUGAGUGUAGAAGGCAGAUUAAGGAAAGAUUAUCAUAAAGGACUUGCUUGCACAUGAUGUCGUUUAAUGAUAUCCUGGAUAUUUCUGUUACACAUUUAGCCCGAAAAGAGGUGGGUUAUUUGUACCCAUCUCACAGCCGGAUACCGUCCUCCCUGAUAUCUCGGCCUUUGAUCGCGAGAGCGCCGCAAAAAUUUGCACAGUGGUAGUGUGCGGUAAAAUCUACAAGGCUGUAUGGUUAAUUUUUUUUCAAUAAUAAUAUUUUUCAUUUAUUGAAUUAAUUAUGCUAAUUUAUGCAUGAAAUGAAACAUUUGCUCUCAUCAACUAUCAUACGACCCCAAAACUGCUAAUUUUUAAUUCACAGAUUAUUUGUAGGAUCUCGAUCAAAUGUACUUUUAAAAAAAAAUUGGUAUUGCAAUUUUUUUCUUAUGUAUUUAAUUGUAUUUUUAAUUUCUUAUGUAUUUCUUUGUUUUUUAUUGUUUUUUCAAAGAAAAUUGAUUGACUUUUUGUUUUUUAUUGUUUUUUCAAUGGAAAUUGAUUGACUUUUUGUUUUUUAUUGUUUUUUCAAUGGAAAUUGAUGCAGACUUAAUUCUGAUCAUAAACGACAAAAUUAAUUAAGUUUAAUCAGUAAAAGUAGAAAUAAUGAUACACUAUGAAUUUUGGCUUAAUACACAAUUUGCAUUGGAUUUGUACAUAAAUUUACGUUUUUGAGCAGUUUUGGGUCUGGUAUGCACUUAAUUUCGUAACUGCAUACCCAGACAUCGCAAAUUUGGUCUCAAAAGUUAAGGGAGAUUUGAAGAAAAAAAGUGGUAUGGUUGAAAAAUUUUGUGUGGCGGAUUUAUCGUGAAAAAUAAAGAGGGGGCGGAAUCUGCGCCCCCCUGGCCUUUUAAGGUUAAAUGACAGUGGUAAAUAUCCAACAAUUCAGAACGUCCAAAGUCUGAGAUGUAUCCUCUAGACUGUUACAACUCUAGCUUUGCUUGACUUUCAAUGGAGUCCAUGAUUGUAUGGCAGUUACUCCAGAAGCAUUUGUUCCUAUGGAUAGUCAGGUAAUCAGGUAAAAAUAAAACAUGUUCUUAAAAUUAACAUCAAUAUACAUAUUACUCUCACAUUAUUUUGAAGUAGUCUAGAACAAUUCUGUUAUAAACAAAUGUCAAACUCCCUUUUAUGAUGAUGCUUUAAUUGAGAUUAAAGUUUUCUUGAUGGAAACAUCAUACAUAUUGGCUGUGCCUGAUACUGCAGUGUAUCAAAAUAGUAGAAGACAUCAGCUGCACAGGCCUCCAUUAUAAAAUCACACCAGUUGAUAAUAGUUAGCUUUGAGAAUGAUCAUUAAUUAUAAAGAAAGUCAUUGUUCUUUACAAUUGCAAAUGUAAUAGACUGAUCAAAAUGGAUUACACAUCUGUACAACUGAAUUAGAGUUGAAUUUAAAGCAGACAGAAUCCAUGUAAUUAUAGUAAAAAUUAUCCUUGGUAGAACAGGUUGUCAAAGUAUAGUCUAUUUCUCAUGAAUUGUGGAGUUUUUUUAUCAGUAUGGAUAUUUGAAUUUCAUUUUAAAUGAAAGAAGAAGGCAUUCAAUGUAAUUCCGUAAUUUUCAAGAGCAUUACUAAAGAUGCAAAACAAAAUUUACUGUUGUGUUGAAAGAGUCAAAAAGAGAUACAAAAUUGUUUUCAUACUCUCAAAGAAGAUCGAUUGUAAGUUAUCUCAUGUUAUUAAAAAAGAUAUAUAUAUUGUAUUCAUUAAUCUAAUAUUUGAAUCGAGGCCCUGUGUUGAUUACUAGUAUUCCCACUCAUGAACUUUGCUGUUUUGAUGGGAUUUCAUUCAACUUUUUAUCAAGCUUUUAUGCUUCUCAUAACUCAACACAAACAGAAAUACACGCAAACCGAAAUCCUUGUACUAUUUUCUUGUUUGCUGCCACCUUGUGUCUAAUUGAAACUCAUCUAAACUUGAUAUUGUGGCAUGCACCUGUUAGCAGUGAAAAUAAUUAUCUGAUUCAGCCAUGAGCCAAGAUUUGAGACCAAGUCUCAUCUUAUAGAUGGUGACAUUUAAGGCAGUUAGUAUCUUUGCCCAGGAUUGAAGAUCAAACUCACUCAUUCAGCUGCUAAUUCAAUCAUUACUGCGAACCCAUACUAGGUCAACUUGGAACAGCCAGGACUUCAGAAGCCAAAUAGUCAGUUACUCUUUAAAGAUGUCUAUGAUUACCAAAUAAGGGUACCCCAGUACCUUUUAACAAUGCUGCUCUGAGACACCCAUGUAGUCUGUACGCUGACCUGGGUGCAUUAUGGCAAAGUGUAUGGUGGACCUAGAUUAAAUGUCUUCUAGAUGGUCAAUAACUCCCAUUUUGUCUAAAAGUUAAGGAUUUGUUAACAUACCCUAGGAAGAUAUAAGGCAUGACUGUUAUUCUGUCCAAAGGAUUUCUUUCAACAAUAGAUCGCUUUAAAAGGUGUUCCCUAGACUAUGUAAGCAUUUAAGGUUGAUGUUACUUUCAGUCUCAAAGUAUAAUCUUGCCAAGAAUUGUUGAUCUGUCAACAAAGAUUCAAAGUUACUUGCCAAACUUUGGUUACUGGUGGAUGGUUCAUUCCUGUGAGAGAAUAAACCUGUAUCGCAUCUUUUUUCUUUAUGGAAUGAAAACGAUCUGAAAGACUUAAUCUAAAUAAAAUGUUAACAGAAUGUUCUGUCAAAGAUAUAUUCUUUU
Lytechinus pictus (painted urchin) is the source of this 8563-nucleotide messenger RNA. RefSeq names its product transcription initiation factor TFIID subunit 1-like. The record is from RefSeq and is a predicted model, not a curated record. Gene Ontology annotation, biological process: RNA polymerase II preinitiation complex assembly; transcription by RNA polymerase II. Lineage: Eukaryota; Metazoa; Echinodermata; Echinoidea; Temnopleuroida; Toxopneustidae. Gene Ontology annotation, molecular function: histone acetyltransferase activity; RNA polymerase II general transcription initiation factor activity; TBP-class protein binding. The transcript is spliced from 35 exons. Bases 12 to 5864 code for a protein of 1950 amino acids. Gene Ontology annotation, cellular component: transcription factor TFIID complex.